This is a messenger RNA of Paramuricea clavata, 18520 nucleotides long. NCBI's taxonomy places the organism in Eukaryota, Metazoa, Cnidaria, Anthozoa, Malacalcyonacea, Plexauridae. The record is from the annotation of a GenBank genome assembly.
AUGGAAUGGAUAACUUACGUUUGCGCUAUUGCUUACGUCAUACAAUCUGGCCACCAAAAAAGCAGCUUUCAAAUAGCAUCUGGAGCCAUUGCAGUGUUUUUCAGCUGGAUCAAUUUUAUUUGGUUCAUGAAGAGCAUCUCCCUGUUUGGAAUCUACGUCAUCAUGGCAAAAAAAGUCUUUCUCUCCAUUUGUAAAGUAAGUUACAUAAAAUCAUAAAAGAAAAUAGUCGGUAACUUGGACGAAAACGGAAAAAAUAUUAACUACCAUGGCCAGCAGUACAUCCCCGCGGCAACUCCUCGCCCUUAUUUUCCAAACAUUGUUUCAACACGAAGUAUUCCGAAUCACGCCGACAAUGAACGCAGGACCGUGUUGCUCGCGUCAUGUUAGCCAUGGCAACACGAAUACAUGUGCAUUGUUUAUUUUGUACAAGCUGCAAAAAUUAAUAAAAGUUUUGCACUUUUAACUAUGGUACUAUCAAUUUCUAAAAUUUAUAUAGUACGUAUGUUAUCUUGCAUUCUAUGGGCUAUAUUUUAAUGUAAAAUUGAACACGAAAUGCUUCGAAAAAUUUUAAAAUGUUAAUUGAAGUUACCUGCUGUCUGCUUUCGCUGAAAUGGAAUAAAUUUAAAUCAUAGAUAAAUCAUUAAGCCAUAGUUCAUGGAAAUGGUUUACUCUCCUUGUUAUUAAAACUUAGAAAAAGUUAAUUGAUAAAAUAGAUAAGAAACUUUCAUAUACCGUGAUUGAAAAAGAAUAUUGUUUUGUGGUUCGCAAAACUUGUGCGCCGCCAUCUUGUUUUCUUUACUAGAAGGACAUGAGCUGAUGUCUUGCUAGUGAAGAGCCAAUCAGAUUGCAGAAUAAUUUAUAUUCAGCAGUUAUUUAACAGUUAUUCAGCGAACUCGAGUCGUAUAUGAGUUGAGAGCCGACGAGAUGCGUAGCACCGAGUUAGCUGGCAUUGCAACUGAUACGUGUUAGUUGGCAUUGCAACUGAUAUCAACAUACAAAUAUUUAAGCCUGAUUGUCUGAAAUGUUGUCAUAUUUUUAAUUCACUACAUUCUAUGUAAUACCAUAAAGUGGUAUUGAUCAAAUACCACCAACUAUACUGUACUUAAUAAGCAUGGCUUAACAGGCAUAUACAGUAAUACCCAGUAUUUAAUAAAUCACAGUGAAAAAAAUUGAACAUUGUGUGUCUCAUAGGAUCCAACUGCCAAGUAUGGUUGAAAAUGAAUAUUCCCAUAUAUACCAUUUAUCUAUUCUAUUUCAACUAGAAUGAUAUCAAAACAUCAAAAGUAUACUUGCUUAGCUUUUAUACAGCUAUCAAAUGACUAUCAAACUUUACUAAAAUACUACUAUAGUGUGGUCGCUAUGAUAUCAACAGCUCAAACUGCAAAGUUAUUCAUUGAACUGUUUUACAUACAACCAACAUAACUACUGAACCAACGACACGCGCAGAAUUGUAAGAGAAAUAUUUUAAUACACAAUCACGCUCUUAAAAAAGGUGUGCUAAAGCAACACACCUUUUAUGUCCAGAAAACAACACACCUUAAGUUGUGUUACAGUAGCACACCUUAAGGUGUGUUUUAUGCAUGCCAGAAAACAAAACACCUUUAGGUGUGUUUUGAGAAAAGGUGUGUUUGUUAGCACGCAUUGGUGUUGCUGUAACACGCCUAAAGAUGUGCUGCUGUAACACGCCUUAAGAUGUGCUGCAGUAACACACCUUAAGGCGUGCUGCAGUAACACACCUUAAAGGUGCUGUCAAGUCCGUAAUGUAAACAAACGCUUUGUUUGCGUUUCGCUCAGUUUAUAUAACACUGUUGUGGUUUAGUAUGCUCGUAAAUGAAUAUAAACCAGAGUUUCAAUUCAGAAAAAGUUCAUAAAAUACGAAAUUUGGGCAAUGUUUACAUCUGUGGGUCCCCUUUUGUUAUGAGCAGAACCGAUGCGCAGAACGGACUUGACAGCAUCUUUAAGGCGUGCUGCUGUAACCCACCUAACUAACCUUAGAAAUCAAUAAAGACAUUUUUAAGUCAAAAUAAUUUAUUAUCCCUCUAUAUAUAAGGUAUACAGUAUUAUAACACGAAAUACGAUUUUCUUAGCAUAUAAUGAUACAUUCUUACGCUCGAUAACAUUCUUUGAAUGCAGUUCUAAGUCCAAAUUUUUACUGAUGAUAUCAUGGGAAUAUGUGUACAAUAUGAUGGAUUGCAGGAUGUUGCAAAUAGCCAAUAUUAAAUAUAGGAGACAAUCAAGAACCUACUCCAGUAAAGCAAUAAUAGCAGACUGAUUACUGGGUUUUUGUAGAUGGAUAUUUUAAAUGGAAACUGAACAGUUAACAUGUGUUUCAUAGAACUAACUGAGAGCAUGUUUUGCUUGCUACUCUGAUUUAAAUAAAUUAUUACAAAGCCCGGUUGAAUUGUAAUUAAGACCCAACGUUUAGACACUCCAGUCUAGUGUCUUCAUCAGGGGUGAUCUAAAGUUGCAAUUAUCGCUUCUUAAAUACCUAAAGGAUGACGUCACCUGCCAAUGAGAUGCAUGUAAUAUUAAUAAGGUCGCCUUAAAACCCUAUUUGACUUUAGGCUACAUUUUCGCAAAGCCAAAAGAUCCUGUUAAACAAAUCAGAAAACUCAUGCAGUACAUUCUAUACCAUACCGUCACUGCGAGAAAAAGUAUUUGGGUCAGUCUAAACACCAGUUUGCUACAUGGCUAAAAGAAAAUCAAAGGGUUGUUUCAACUUUAAACAAGGGAAAAUUGGCUUUAACAGAACGUGUGUGUGACACCAAACACGAGAUUGCGUGGGAAAACACUAAAGUAAGUACCACAAACAAUCGCUAUGGUCAAAGACUAUGCCUAGAAGCAUGGAAUAUAAAUAUGAGAAAUUAUGCUGUGAAUAGGGAUGACGGUGCCUAUUCGCCAGAAGAAUACAUGCAACUCAUUGGCCGGUGAUGUCAUCCCUUGCAUAUUUAAGAAGCAACAAUUGCAAAUAUAGAUCACCCCUAAAGAAGAUACUAGACUGGAGUGUCGAAACGUUGGGUCUUGAUUACAAUUCGAUUGGGCUUUAAUUUAAACCAGAGUAGCGAGCGAAACAUGUAUGAUUGAUAUACCUGGUUGCAGUGAACGAACAAAUUUCAAAUAACUGAGAGCAAUUGCAAGUCGGCCAGCAUGAAUAUAGAACCUGCAGCCCUUCAAUUCUACUGCAGCCCUCUGACUUAAAGUGUCUGUUUGCCAAGAGGUUACCACAAGUUGUUGUACAUAUAUAGACCAUGUUGGUGUCAUUGGUAGUAUAUUAAAUAAACUGGGAUGACACCAGUACUAUAUACGGUACAUGAACUCUUGGUGACCUUCAUUGACUCUUGGGGCUUGAUGAACUUUUUGCAAUUAAGGAGCUGAUCCGAAUCACAAGGGUUCCAUUCCCGGCACAAUAGCUAUUACAUAGUUAUUGUUUAAUAUUUCCAUCUACAGAAAGACUUUAACCCAUUGAGUGGCAAGCAUAUAUACCUUGCAUUGGACAUAAAGUAGAGCACAUUGCCUCUUAAAGGGUUAAACAUUUUGUUCAAUCUUGAGUAUUUACAAGUAAAGUACACAACAUGCACUGUCAGUGCUCAAUCAAACAUAUAUAUAUAUAUAUAUAUAUAUAUAUAUAUAUAUAUAUAUAUAUAUAUAUAUAUAUAUAUAUAUAUAUAUAUAUCGUGCAAGUCCAUUAGUUAAAUUUUAGUACAAAACAAGCUGUACUAUACCAUCAGUCGGCAACUCCUAGUCCUUUUCUUAAAUUGCGUGGUUUGGUAAUCCAUAAACAUGCUCCCCAGCAAAAGAAUAACCUUUUCCAAAUAGACCAUGAAGUACUUAGAAUGCCAUUAAUGAUUAUAAAUAUUGCCACUUGUGUAGAUGACUUGCCUUCUCCUGGGAUGCUUCGAUAAUUUUUCAUGCAGCAUCACAGGAUAUAAUGAAUUCAUAUUAAAUACAACCACUAUUAAUUAAGAUAAAAUAUACAAGAUUGAUAUAUAACAGAAGGAAAUUAUUGAUUGAGUGACAAUGAAUUUGUUGUUUUAGGUUGUUCUCUGCUAUACAAAUCAAGCAGAUGUGUAACUUAACACUUGCCCACUUGUCCAGCCGGGGAGAAGUGAAAAUCGUGACGGGCAAGUAAAAUUCAUGACGGGCAAGUAAACAUUUUAUCUUGCUUGCGCGAUUGGGCAAGUUGCCUUGCCACAAAAAUCUGAACAUCUUUAAGUUUAUGUUUUCAUUGUCGGACAAUUUUUUUGUAAGUGCAUGUACUGGAUUUAAGCACUAUCCCUCUGACAGGUAACAUCGUCAGGCGUAAUACAGAGUAAAAUAAUAAAGUAGGGCACAUCUUGGCACAUUGCCACUUACAUGGUAAACAGGGUGCAUCCUAUGGGCAGAUAGUCUGAUUAACCCAUUGAGGGACAGAUUCUCCUCCUGAAGAGUAAAAUUGUCUGAUGUUAGACAGAGUAAAAUAAUAAAGUAGGGCGCAUUGCCACUUAAACGAUUAAAAUAUCUCGGUAAUUGUUUUUGUGAGUUACAUUUCGAAACUGUCUUUAAAAGUAUGAUAUCGGUUAUUGGAAAAUGUGCUUCUAUUAUAUAUAAUAACUCAGUCUGGGUGAUUCGAUUUAGCGAGCCUGCCCAUCUAAAGAGGCUCAUGUAAACAUACAUUCAUCCAGGGAAAGCGAGCUAUAGCCGGGUUACCUGGGCUGGCUUUCCUCCACAUUGAACAUAUAAGCAGCCCCUCACACAUGUUUUAGGGUGACCGAUAGGAGGAUUACCAUAGCAAGCACAUGCCAUACAUUGGGUAAUAUUGGGAGACGGGCUAUUACAAUGCAAUCUAUAUGCUAUUAAUGUGACUUCAAACAAAUCACAUUAUGCACCUAUCAAUGUAAAGCACGGGGGGCAAGGGGCGGACGAGGGCGGGGGUUUGAACAACUUUGCUUGCCCGACGGGGAGGAUUUUGAUGUCGCAAGAUCACCCCGGGUUGUGGGCAUUUGAUGAUGGGAAUUUUGAAUAUUUGUUUCGCAAGCAUGGGAACGAGUCCAUGUCACGGCCUAUAUAGAUCAGCUUAAUUAUAAAGCUUUCAUUUGAGUGAUCAGUACUGAAUAUGUAUCAAUAACUUUGACUGGGCCUGUAUUUUAAUGUUUAAAAUUCAGGAAGAUUAAAAAAUAUAGAUCGGAUGUAUUUCGUGCAUUGAAAAGUUUCCUGUGUGUUUACAAAACAAAAAAUUAGACAUCAGUAAUUUUCUCGAACAGAAAUUCAACCCAGUUUAUACCAUUAACUUUAUUAUUAUUUACAAGGGAUCUUCAGCAAUCUUUUAAUAUUGAACAGUUUACUGCAAAGCCUCGCGUUUUUUGGGGGACUUGGGGUCCCGCACUAGCUCACUGUUUAGACCCCGCGGUGAAACAGGAACAAAAAAAUCGGGAAAAAAAGAAGAGAGUAAGCGCAGGGCCCCAAAAGCGCGGGGCCCGCGGCAUAUGCCGUUUCUGCCAUAUCAGUAUGGUUAAUCCGGCACUGAGAGUUUACUUACAAUUCGAUGCACAUAGUUAUACAUAAUUUAUAAAUUUUUAUUGCUUUUCGUACGUUGGAUGCACUGUUAGUGCCAUCAUUGUGAUUGCAAUGUUUUAAGGAUGGCUUACACUAUCAAAGUUUCUGUGAUUUUAAGUUAAUUGACCUUAAGUUUAUAAUAUGAUCCUACUGUGAUCACAGAAGCUUUGAUAAAACCAUCCUUAACAGCGUAAUAAAUAUUGUUCACAUUUAUUUGUUUUCCAUUCUAGGAUAUAAUCACUACAGCUAUGUAUUAAAGAUUGUUAUAUAGCUAGCGUGGACACCAAACGUGAUUGGCUGAUUUGUGGUCACGUGACUUCAGAUAAAUGCAAUGUUUCCCGCCGGGCAACAAGUGAAAAAUUGUUGCCGCUUCCGACCGGCCACGUACAUAAAUAAACAAAAUGGCGGCACAACUACGAUAAUUAGAAACUAUGAUUUUCCAAGUUUGUGUUCAAAUAAAGAAUGUAAAAGGGAAGAAAAAUACAGAACAGGAAACAGGAUAUGCUGCCGAAACCGUUUAAGUAGGUUCUUUAAUUUUAAACUCGUUUACUCUAUAGAGUUUUUGCCACAAAAACAAUUGUUGUAUAUGAAUGUUGUUGCAGUUGAUUUUUGGUCGUCGCUAUACCGGGUGUAUAAAAAAAACGCAACCUCGGAAUUUCCUAAGAUCUCACUUUGCAAUUCUUAAGCAUAAAAGAUUUUAGGCCCCUGGGAAUUGAAAUCGAAUUGCUAAUAGAUCAUAUUACUGUUGUUGUGCAUUAAAUAAAUGCAUAAAUUUUGAUUUAUGCACUCGCGUGUGCAGUAAUUUUGACAGUUAUGCUAUUUUAAUUUCCAAAGCGCCUAAAAUCUUUUGUCUUUAAAACAAUGUCGAUUUCUUGAGAAAUUCCGAGGUUGCGUUUUUUUUAUACACCCUUUAUAACAAUCACUUAAUGUCUGUUCCCUCGGGAAAUAGUUAGUUUUUCGCCCUCGAAUCUCAAUAUUUCCCUCGACUUCGUCUCGGGAAACAUUGAGACUCUCGGGAAAACAAAACUAACUAUUUCCCUCGGUAGCAGACAUUAAGUGUAUAUUAUUGUUCACAUUCAUUUGUUGAAUCGAUCAGCUCUAAAAUACUCACCAAACGUAGAUAUUAACAAUCUAUGGGCGGUGACGAGCACCAACAAGAACGUACAGUAUGACAUUUACAAAGACACAAAAGACGUACUUAAGGCAGUUAGAAAAGAAAACGAACAAAGACUUCAAAACCACCUCAUUUCGCAAAGGUUCUUUCUUUUCUAGUUUCACGAAUCAUUCCACAUCCACAUUCACAUUCACAUUCAACUCUUUAUGGUCAUCCGUUCAGAGUAAACUUCCGAAAAACAUUUUUAACUUCACCAUCCGAUAUAUCAAUAACACACUUCCAAUACGAAAGAUCCUAUCAAAAUGGGGACUAUCAUCAACAUUCGAUUGCUCUUCAUAUUGUUUCUUGCCUCCUCUCUCUAAAUUUUGUCAUAAAAUAUGCUAAAAAAUUAAUGUUUCUGCUGUGCAGAUUAUUGCAACAGGCAAUUUAAUAGUCUGAGCACUUUGUUGAAAUACAACAUCUUACGCAUGAAUACUAAUACUUUGGGUUGAUCAGUUUGAUCAUGAAACACAUUUCCCCAGCCCCAGGUGGGGAAAUAUUUCCUUUUUUGACCAAUGGUCGUGUCCCUGGGGUGUGGAAAUUGACGAUUUUUUUCAAAAAAAUGUCAAAUCCCCGCCCCUUGCCCCUUCGGGCUAAACAUUGGUCGGUGCAGUAUAUUUAUGUGAUUUGUAAGUAUACAUGUCAACUACAAAUGGCAAAUAUUUCACAGAAAAUAUAAUAUGCACGUAUAUCACAAAUAAGCUAUACGAUUUUCUUAAAACACAAAUAAGUAGAGUGCAGAUUAGAUUUAUACACUUCUGCUAAUAGAAAUUAAUCGAAAAUAUACAACUGAACGUUUAGAUGCCUUCGGUGAAAAAGUAUUUAUCCAAAUACAGGCCUUCGAUUUAAAAAUAUAACUAUACAGUAUAUCAAGUAACUAUCCGCAUACAAAUGAGUAAAUACACAAUAGACAUACCUUUGAAACAAAUUCCAUGUAUUUUAUUAGGUCUUUGGAACUUUAUAAGUAGAAAAUGUGAAUAAAAGUCCUUUCUCUUUGAAUGUUUGCUCCCAAAAGAUCGAACUUAGCCCUUGCUGAAAAGUGUACAGCAACCACGCUACUACAAAACAGACACGUAGUUCCAAGAUUAAUUUACCUUCGCUCCAUUUUCAUCCACAAGUCAUCAAAUUUAAAUGUGUGAAUAAAUAUAAAUCAUAAAUUUUAACUCCUCUUUACCGCCAUAUUGGAUUGUCUCGCGACCAAGCCGUGAUUUGUAACUGAAAAGUGAACAGUGAACAGCUAACACGUCGAUAGCAAAUAAUCUACUUCGUAGAUUCAAUAACUGUGCAUGUUGCCCGACGGCAAAUUAAAUACAUUGAUAACUCAACUUACUUUGACGGAAAUCGGCAUACUGUAUAUCAACACCUAACUGGCACCAUAAACCUAAUUAAAAUAAUUGUCGGAUUAUGAUAUUAAGUGAUCAUGUUAUAGGAAAUAGUUUAUAUUCCCUUGUAACUCAGGAGUAGAAUUUUCUCUCAGAAUAUAAUUCUCUUACUGGUGCUUGAAUACAACUUUAAUUUUUCAUAUGGAGUUUAAAACCAGGAAAAUAGAUUUUGAUACCAAAUGAACAGCGACUAAAUGAACAAAAUCAAAGCUUUUGCAAUAAACAGUUAUUAGGCUAUUAAUAAAACUUUCCUAGGUUAAGGCAGCAAAACUGAAAAGUUUAUUCGUGCAUACUGAUGUUAUAAAGUAUAAUGUAAACUGCACGAAACCUUUGCUUCGAAUCCAAUAAUAAUAUGUUAUUUUACAUCAAAAGCUAUAUUAAUACUUGAAAGUACUUAUAGUCUUAUUGCAUGGAUGUGAUAAUUUCGUAUUUCAUAAGGUAUUUAAUUAUCCCACACGUCUUUGCAUGUAACAAUGAUCUUAGUCGUAUAUUUCCUAUUGUACCCCACAUGCAUAUUAUUAUACUUUAUACAAUUGGUAUUUCAAUGAUUCGCAUGCAUGCAGGCACCUUCUAUAAAAACAUAAUUUGAGAUGCUGAUCGGUUCUCCUAAAUAUAUAAUAUUAUGUAUCUACCUAAUUUAGAAAAAUAAAAUAUUUUCGAAAAAGUUAAAGCAUUUUUAAAGCCUUAAAUAAAUAUAUUACUGCAAUCAUUACAAAUUUUAAAUGAUUACAGUCGAACCUAUAUACAGAAUCAUUGCAUCAGGAUAGUCGGCGUCUCAACGAAUAGUUGCGAUUUCCGAAUAGUGUUGUGUAUAAAUUCAGAAUUGUAACGGAAAGUGCCUCGUACGGCCAUGGUUUUUGAGUACGAUUUGCGCCGUUUCCGUUUCGAUAAACCAUUAUAAUGUGAUACUAUAUAGUAUAUCAUACAUGCAUCAGUGCCACUCCAUUUUACUCAACUCAACUAUAAUUAAAAUGAGAAAGCCGCAGAAGUGCUGACGUCUCUUCAGUCAUUGGAAAAUACUCCAGCUGCGUGAAAUUCAACUCUCUCAAAAGCAUAAUUAAAUUAACAUGUAUAAUAUUAUCAAGUUAUUCUUAUGCAAGUUGACAUCAAUGUCAAGUGAAAUAUUAGCUUGCAAAUUUCAAAUUGCGCCAAUAGAUAGAGUGUAUACCUGCGUGCGACUGUAAGUUCGAUAGUUGAAAAGACGAAGAUACGUUACUUGGGAAGACGAAGAUACAUUAUGUAUUCUUUUACUAAAACGGACGACAUCAGAAGUGAGAAGACGUCGUAAGGUUAGCGUAGUCCUGGUGGUCAACUACUUAUGCCGAUUCAAUAAUCAUUAUUUAUUUUUGAUUUCUUUAAAUAAAAUAAAAUAGAAGACCACCAGGAAAGGUUGUGUAUAUUAAGGUGUUCCAAGCUAUUUUUGCAUUUCCCAAAAUAAAUAGGGGAAAACAGCCAGUCCAGUGUGGAAUGUCUGUAUCGCACGGCGGAGAUAUCGACCGCGCAAUUUUAACACUUUCUAUAUUUACAAUACUAUUAAAUUUUCAAAAUCUCAUGCGCGGAAUUUCCAAACGUUCCAGUCAGGAACAGCCUUAUAUAUAUAGUUGUUUAUGCUAUAAAGACGUUUUAAAUAGCGAUGUUGUGAUUGCGCAAAACAUAGCUAAUAGGGAAUUGGUCGAUAAAGUCUUCUUGAUUAGGCUGAUAUAAAAAGAUUUUGCUACUAUAUAAACUACCACACGAUAUUUGGAAGAAAGUAGGUGAAUAAAAUAUAUAUUAUAUAUAACAUGUAAAUUAAGGUAUCGGCUUACUUAUAAAAUGAACUUUAACGAAGUCAAAUACUUCGUGCUUAUAAUCAUAGGAUAUGUGAGCGUGUUUUUGUUGGUGCAUGUAUGUAGCCGACUACAUGAAUGAUAAGUGAGUUUAAUAGCGUGAUAUAAUGACUUUAAAUUCACAGGAUUUUGUGCAUUUCAAGGAAGUACAUGUUUAUGGAGUACAUUUUAAGGAGAGCAUCAAAUGUUUCAGUAUACCAAUAUAUCGUCAUUAUUCUGCUUUCUGUACUCUGCAAUAUACCUUAAUUGUUGCGUGCAUGCUGUGUUUAUUUGCUGUUCAAACUGUUUAUAGUUGGUUUAUAUACCUUUACAUCUUGACCUUUUACUUUAACAGAUAUAGGCCUAUCGCUAUUAAAUCCGUUGUGACUGCAUCUUUCCCUAAUAUUCCGGAGCUAACUAAUAUAUUAAUUAUGGAAAAUAUUAGUAACAAUAAUUUAACUCAGCAUGCACUGAGCAUUUUAGAUCUCAGUGCCGUGUUUCACAGGCAUUAAUAUAGAGAAAAUUACCAAUACGCUAUAAUGGACACCUGAUUUUUGAUACUGAGCCAUUUACUAUAAUUGAGACAAUAUAGCACUCGCGACAGGUACCAUCAACACAGAUAAUGGUUCUAGUUCUUGUUCCGUAUAGCUGCAGGUACUAUACGUUUAGUUUUAGGCCUUAUAAAUAUAACUGAUUGCGUAUAUAGUCGCGUUUACAGUAGAGACCUUACUUAAGUCACGGGCUUAAGUCUCAUGUAUUUCAGCUGUGUCGUGUUAUGCAAAAACACCGCCGCGUAUCUCCGGCUUUAGCGUCUCUUAAUUUGUUGGUACGGAAAUCGAUAAAACUUGAAACGUUUAUAAACACUAAAGUGAUCUAUUUUGUUUGUGCUUAUACGCAUGCUUUUGGAUAAAUGUGUGUUGGUUAAUUCUGGAUCAGUGUAUAGCCUACUUGCCCGUUUUUGUAUAUUAUUGUUCACUGCUUUAUACCAUUCUGUGCAGAUCCGUUGAAACGGUUACCGAAUAUCGUUUGAACGGUUUCUUAAUUUCGUUCGAACGGUUUGUUAAAGCCGUUCGUAGAGCCGUUUAAUUUUUUGUCUUUACCCGUUCGCAUUUUUUACUCAAAACGUCUAAAACGUUUUUAUGAUCGGUUGAAACGAUUUGACAAAACGUUUACUAUCAGUUCGUUAACCGUUUUUUUGCCCGUUUUAAUGCAAAAUCGUUAACGUACGUUUUCCCAAGGAGGGUCACAUUAUUAUUUAUAUAUAGUUUAUGUUUAUUUUACGCUCCAAUAUACAGUCACAUACGCUUCAAUCGCCACUCAAGUACGCGUGAUUGUAUUGUGAAAGCACUACGCUUACUGUAGUUUAACGUAUAACAUUAUAAAAUGGUUAUACUAAAUGUAACGCUUAGGUUCAAUGAAACUCGUUUUCGGAUUCAACUUUUUAUUCUUUGCUUCUCCUAUCAGUGACACUGAUCUGUAUUCUCACGACAAACUACGAGUAUGAUGCAAAUAUUAGUUCGUUUUUCCGAUUAUGUUACGACGACUGCGUCCAAGCGGACGCAGUUUUUAACUAGAGGCUGGACGUGGGCGCUUUGGAGGCAGGACGCGGGCAAAGCAGACGCAAGACGCGGGCGUCAUUAUGUUACGACGACUGCGUCCAAGCGGACGCAGUUUUUAACUAGAGGCUGGACGUGGGCGCUUUGGAGGCAGGACGCGGGCAAAGCAGACGCAAGACGCGGGCGUCAUGGAGGCCGGACGAGGGCGCUCUGGAGGCAGGACGCGGGCAGACGCGGGGACAAGUUAUUUCUUGGCAGUACUGUAAACUUUGACUGAAGUUUUCCUUGUCUGUUCAAAUCACAGAGCCAUCGUAACGGUCAUAUAUGAUGUGAGAUUCAGUGGCUUCUUGGAUCGAUCGCCUCUUUGCAAAUUGCACUUCUGUUGAACUCGUUAAUAUUCAGCUUCCAUAUCAUCGAGAAUGUCUUGGAUGUCGCCGUCGCUUACUGAAGAUCGAUGAAGAACCCCUUUCCGUUUUGCUGCUGCCAUUCUUGUGCUGACAAACGCUCGGACGCUGGAAACAUGCGUUUAUCAUCUUCGUUUCUUGCACACCUCACGUCUACUGAAACCUGAAGAGGAUUGAUUUAUUGCCAGUUGUCUCAACAACUUGAAACUUCUCGCUCAAAUACUGCUUGACUUUAAUGGGAAACCUUUUGGAUUUCUUCUUUAAAGCCCAUCCCUGAGGUAAAUUCUUCCCUUCGAUAAGUUGAACUGCGGAAAGUUGAACUCCAAUGCUAGCAUGAUCUACUGGAACAGUUCUUGUAAAAAAACCCGCUCACUUUCGCUUCACAAUAUCCUCAACAGGCUCAUUUUUUGGUUGGAAUGUAUGCUUUUCUGCCGCGAUGUGUCUUUGUAGUCUUCCCCAAGUAACAUAUUGUUUUACACACCAUGGUUCAAGACAAUGAAACAUUGCUAACUCAUCCAUUGUACUAUCUCCGAUUCCUUCAUUGUCCUCUAUAUCAUGAACAUUGUGUGUUUGGGCCUUUUUAGAUGCAGCAGCAAAUACGUACGCCUGGUCUUUAUCACCUCCUUCAACAACUGAGAGUUCUUGAGGAAAGCAUUGACCAGCCUCGUACCCAUGGCCUUUGCGCGGUUCGGAGGUUCCGGUGCGGGAAGCAAAGGCCCUGCUAUACACUGGUCAUGUGACUCCAAAAAUAUUGGACAUUUCGUAAUAAUUUAGUUUUCAAUCCGGGGGGAGCGGAGCCGAUUGAUUUUAUCAAACAUGGCAGCGCGAAGGCGCGACGUUUUCGAGUUUUUAUAUUAUUAUGAUAAAUAAAACAUUCCUAGUGAGAUUUAAGAAUGGGUAUAUAUUAUCCAUGCAUUCUACGAGCUUUCUCUCAACAAAUUGUGGAAUAGCUAACGGUAAUACUUAUCAAAGACCGAAGGACGAAGGUCAAACUGAGAGAAAACUAGUCGAGUGAUCUUUUUUUAUUAAACUGUCUAUUUUGUAUCCAAUGCAGAUGCUUGUGUGCGACGUUUUAUAAAUAAUUAAAUAAACAUUGUUGAUUAUAAGUAAUUUUUUAUGUAUUGACCAAAGAAUAUCACUUGGGAUUUUAUUGCACUUUUAUGGAAGGAUAAAUCAAAGGGGACAUCUAUGGAAACGAAAUUCUUCAUGUGUAUUAAACAUGUAGUUAUCAAAGCAGAAUAUUUUGAAGCAAUUAACUGGUCGAGUGCCAGGUUGGUUUCCGUAUGUAUGUAGUUUAAAAUACAGUUGUGAAUGAAAUUAUACACAGUAUCUUGAAGCCUUUGUGUGUGUGACUGUGUGAGUUAAUUUCAUUUUUUUUUUUUUUUUAAUUGGUCAGCAAAAGACGUUUAUAUCACAUCAAACAAUUGUUCAAAUCGAUCGCAAUCACUGCAUGACGCAUCACCUUUGAGAAUAUUCGUUAUUGUCCGGAUCACUCAUUGCAUAAACAUCGCAAUGAUCUGCACAUUCUGAUUCGCUGGAAAUGUAAAGUCGGUAAGUCGAUUUCAAAUAUCGUUUGAGGUUUGUAAGACCAUCGAUAACAUUUCUUACUCAUUCCAGUGAUCUUCCUCUUUCACCAAGCCAUCUGCACUUGUAUUGUCGAGACGUUGCAAGGCUUGCUUUUGCUUUGCUGGGCAAAAACUCAAAAUUCUGUAGAGCUCCCUUGAGCUGAGGCCCCCCAAAACUAGUUUCUUUACAAUAUGCCGUGUAUUGCUUGAGUAUUCUUGAUGUGAUUAUAUUCCUUACCACGUUCUAUUUUUUCACCUGAGGACAAUUUCAGAUUCCUCGUCCCGUAGGCCACCUCUUGAACAAAGGUUGGCUCGGAGAUAAAUCCUAUAAGAUGGUCGAUUUUGGGCAGAGUGACCCCAGUACGAUAUCUCGUGAUUGUGGGUAAGGGUUGUCCUCUCCCAUGUGUUGGCAGUUGUUUUUUGGCUUGAUAGAGUUUGUAAUCAGUUACUUCGGGAAGAAGUUUUUUGAUGUCAUUAUAUGGCAUAAGAUCAACAAUAAUUGAAAGAAUUUGUAUUCUUGUUACCUUCGUUUCCGAUGCACCAUACGAUGCAAUUAGGGCUUUUAAAUAAUAGUUUCUUGCAUUGGAGAUCUCUCUAGUGCGUUUCUCUACCUGUCCUUUCAUAAAAUCAUACCAAACAUCAUCUUCCUUGCCAGGGGCAAUGGUCCUAAUAACUGCCUAUACACCUUGAUUAAUCUUAUGUAAAUGUUCCCGUUUAGUUUUAUCUCACACAGAUGACCAUGGGUCUCUAAGGCAAUAACGAACUGGACUAAAGUCUCGUACUCUUAAAAGGUUAUUCUGUUCUUCUAACGUCUUCUUGUCUGAAGUCUUGUUCGAACGAGCUGGUAAGAAUAGCUGUGGUUGGUAUCCAGGAGUAUCCGGUUCUACAUAUGGUGAAGGGCUUUGGUGGACCGGUGAGACAUCAACGGUUGUAUACACAUUUGCAUGUGUACCAGUGCGUUUUUUUUUCACGGGUGCAUUCUGUUGUUGAUUCUUCAACACAUGGAAGUUUUUCCUUUAUGUUCGAGAUCUUUCCUCUACAACUGCGGCAUAUCCCUUGGUAAAAAUUGUUGGAAAUAUUAGCACGUCAUGAAAAUACAUGUGUGUAUUGAACAAGAAAGUUCAUACACACGUAAAAAACGCACAAGUUGUUCCAGGUCUGCAAAAAAGUUAUUACAAAUCUGUCAACAUGUUGUGUUUGAACUGCUUAAUUUUCUCAGUUGUUGUAACAGGUUUGGAACAAGCUGUUAACAACUUGUAACAAGCUUGAUGGCAUUAUCGACUUGUAGCAAAGUUGUUCUAACAACUAACAAGACUGAUACAGUCAGGAUGUAACAAGAUGUUACAAGGUUGCUGACACAAGGUUGUAAAAAUAUUGUUCUAUCAUGAUUGUAUCGGACAUGUUGGAACAAUAUUGCAACAAGUCUGAUAACGUUAACAAAGUUGUUACAAAUUGUUAACAGCUUGUUCCAAACUUGUUGUUUGUUCCAAACUUUGUUGACAACUUGGGACAAGCAGUGCCAAGACAACUUGUUUGCAGACUUGGUACAAGAUGUGAGACUUUUGCGUGUGUAGACCGCGUCUCUUCCUCUUACACUCUGUUCGGGUCCAGUCCCCCGUAUCUUACCUAACCCCGCUGGAACAAUAUUUCCAUAUUUUCUUUAAUCCACUUUGACCGUUUUGUGUCUUCUACGAUAUUUUGCAUUUACAUAGAACAUAUCAUUUCUAACAAUCUGAUGUGUUUUGCUUUUGAAAUUGUUACAUUUUUGGCGGGAAAUUAAUGUGACGAAAUUGACGCCAAAAAAUAUAUAUAUAAUAGAUAUAGGUUCCCUUCCGAACUGUUUGAACCUCAAAUGUGAAGUCCAUUUUGUAAUGGCCCAAUUCAUUGCGAAGAUAUAGCUAGUUGAAUUCCGAAGCCCCAAGGUUACACAGGCUUUAAAUUGCGGUGUCUGUCCGCUUUAUAAUUUUCCUGUGAGUCUGUACGUUUGUGCGGAAUUACAUGCAAGCAUAUUUAGUUAUUUACAUCUUGUAAUCUUUCCUAGAAGGGUAAUAGUUAUUUUUAUCGCUGCAUAUUUAAUUGUUUACAUUUUGUAUCGAACAUUCAUGUACUCUGUAUACGACUUACAUUUUAUUACACAUACUUUGAAAUAACUUUUGUUACGUUUUUUAUAUUACGUUGCGAAUCAAAAUCUACAGUACGACAAGCAAAAAAACACUAUCGAUCGGUGUAAAGCAGUAAAAGUGUAGUGUGAACAAAAAUAUGCUGCAGACACGUAGAUUGAAAUUCCGGUUUAGAACGAAACUCUUGUCAAUGUGUAACUAUUUAUUCUUUCACUUUAGUGUCGACGGUUUUGACUUUGUUUUGUCCCCAGAAGAGACGAGUAGUUUCCGUAGGCGUAAUGAGCUGCCCCCAUUGUCGGCAAAAUACAAACUUAAUUUAAAUCUGAUGGUAGAGCAGAAACAUUUCUUCCAUCAAUAUUUUUGUCGUUGGAAGUUACAUAACAUUUUGAAAACACUUAGUUUAAUAUUGCUAUGUAAUUUAAAUUAAAAUUUUGAGAUGAAGCUAAGGAAACAUGAAAAAUACAAUCGACUUACCUUUAUGCUUCAAGAACUACGUAAGAAACCAAUGUAACAAAAUCUAAACUAUAAUGCACAAGUCUUGGUGCGUGCGUUUGUUCCCAACUUUGUUGAGAAAGUCACUUCCGGGUUAAUAACAGCGUAGUUAAUCAAUUAUUAUUUCUGAGCCAACGGCGCCGAGCGCCGUUCCGGGCGUAAGCCCGACGCGAGUGUACUAAUUCCGCCCGGCUAUUUACACCCGGGGAAAGGAACGCUCUAGCGAAGUUUAAAGUUCAUCAAAUAUCGCGGGCGCAUGUUGUAUGGGUGGUCAUCUCACUGAUCUCAAAUUAUGGCUGUUUGCCGGGAGUAAAGAAGGGGAAAAUGUAAAAAAUACAUGUAAGACGUCGAUAAGAAUUGUUUGAGUAUGAGAAAUUCUAAAGUAUAGGGAAAUUAAAGUUUGUUUCAGUUGUUUAUGUAUGACUUUUUAUUAUUAUAAACUUUGUUCUUGUUGUUUAAAUCUUUCCGUACAUGCCUUGUAUGCGAAAGUUUCUUAGUUAAUUAACGUUUAUAGAAGUUCAUGAUAAAAAGGAAAGCAAAUUAUUUCAUUAGCGUCCUGUAAGAAUUAAAAUUAUUUCCUUUCAGAGUGCGAGUGAUAUAUAAUGUUCAAGAUCAAGUUGAAGAGUUUAAUAUCGGCAAUAAGCAGUUGAUUUCUAUUCACAUUUAAAAACGUUUUACGUAGAGUUUCGUUUUGAAUUUUAAAUUAAAAAAAGCCCAUGGAAAACAACACAAUAUACCUACUUCAUAUAUUGUAGAAAUUGAUAGUUCUGUAUUUAAAAGUGUUCAAGUUUCAUCUAUAAUUUGUUUGCAGGUUUGUACAAAAAAAUAAAAAACAAUUAUCGUGUUGCCAUGACUAACAUGGCGUGAGCAACCCGGGCCUGCGUUCAGUGUUGACGUAAUCACGAAUACUUCAUGUUGAAACAAUGUUUGGAGAAUAUAUAGGUGACGAGUUGUUGCACGCAUGUAUUUCUAGUUUUAUGUUGUAAACAAUCUUGGAAGAAGUAUUUCUUUCGUACUAGACCACGACAUAAUUCGUCGCACUCUUGAAACGAUGACGCUUACUGUCCUGCAUUGUGACCUUUUUCAGCUCAGUUUCCGUUCGACGACAACGUUUUCAUUUUAACUGAUAAUUUGUAUAGUAUUUGCAUAUCUACAUGAAUGUGUUUUUCAUAGUGUAAAUUUGAUUUAAAAAUUCACGACUGAUAUUUAAGAAGUGAAGCGAGUGUUCUCAGUGACGACUGCAGUUAAUACGAAUCCAAGCACUCACUUACGCUAAUUUUGUACUUGUUUAGGAUCAAAUUUCGCCAAGACACAAAAGAAUCCCAAACAUCUGAAAUCGUCGUCGAAUGACUACAUCCUAGCUCUAACAAAUUAUGCAUAUGUACAUUUAUAACGAAAUAUGACCAUAUUUAAAUUGGCGAUUCACACGACGUAGUUUGGCCAGUUUGGAAAACCCGUAAAUUUCGACCAUCUUUGAUCGAAAAUAACCAAGUCAUUGACAUUUCGAUUUAAGGAGAAAAGAUAUCAGGAAAAAGUUUCAUAUGUUCUAAAAACAUAUUGUAACAGCAGACCAAAACUGAUAAUGCGCGUUCAGCACAGCGCAUGAUUUUUUAAUACAGCUUUGUGUAGCGAAAUUUCUUGGACAUUUCGCGUCAUUUUUGGUUCGAUUUUUGAAGUACUCUAACUUUUCUUCAUUUUUUGUUUCAUGGCUGGGACUUCAGAAAAUGUGUGGGGUUGGAUAUGUCUGCACUGUAUAUGAAAUCGAGGGAAAUUGAAGAACUUUCAGUUUUUCAUAUCUGACACACAUUUUGUGUUUCUUACGGUCAAGCUCUCUUAACACUUAAAUAUAGCCCAUAUAUAUAUAUUUUCAUAUCUGACACACAUUUUGUGUUUCUUACGGUCAAGCUCUCUUAACACUUAAAUAUAGCCUAUAUAUAUAUAUAUAUAUAUAUAUAUAUAUAUAUAUAUAUAUAUAUAUAUAUAUAUAUAUAUAUAUAUAUAUAUAUAUAUAUAUAUGAUCGCGAAAAAAUUAAUGAUACAUCCUCAUCUUUCCCACGAAGUCAUGUUUACGACAAACAAAUUAUGCCGCAAACAAUAACGGCAUUAGUGAAAAGUCACGUGGCUGCAUGCCAGCAGCAAAAUAAAUUGAGGUGUAGUGAAAAAUGCACAAUAAUAACAAUUCUUAUCUCCUUACAGGUCUUACCAAUGGUCGUAUUAUUCAUUGUUGCAUUUGCAAUGGCGUUCUUCGUGCUGAUGUCUCAUGAUCCAGGCUUCACCAAUAUCCACAAUUCACUGCUAACAACUUUUGUUAUGAUGACUGGUGAGGUUGAUUUCCGAGACACUUUCUUACCGAACAACGCGAUUGCUGGUUUUCAUUUCCUACAAAGAUUGCUGCUUGUCGUGUUCCUUAUCUUGGUUACCAUCGGCAUAACAAACUUAUUGACUGGUUUGGCUGUUGGCGACACUGCUGAGAUUAUGAAACAAUCAAGAGAAGAAAAUCUGCUGGACAAG